This is a messenger RNA of Trichogramma pretiosum, 1457 nucleotides long. It is a transcript of the gene CSN5, whose product is annotated as COP9 signalosome complex subunit 5. The record is from RefSeq and is a predicted model, not a curated record. Gene Ontology annotation, biological process: protein deneddylation. Gene Ontology annotation, molecular function: deNEDDylase activity; metallopeptidase activity; protein binding. The transcript has 5 exons. Gene Ontology annotation, cellular component: COP9 signalosome; cytoplasm. NCBI's taxonomy places the organism in Eukaryota, Metazoa, Arthropoda, Insecta, Hymenoptera, Trichogrammatidae. The coding region runs from base 214 to 1266 and encodes 350 amino acids.
UUUAAUCAAUAGAUGCGCGAAAUGCGAAUGACAAACACUCGCGACAAUCGCAUAUUUUCCUGGCGCUAGUGUUCUUCUCUCACAUAUUUAUGAUGAAUUAUAAUAUAAACACAACAUACGACCGUACACGAUUCUCUGAACAUCCGCUCGCAAUUCAUACCGAAAGUUUGUCUCUGAAAAAGCAAAAUAAGUGACUUGGAUUAAAUUGUAAUCAUGGCCAGUGCCUCUAGUGAACAAAGUAGCAUUGCUCAAAAAACAUGGGAAUUAGCAAACAACAUUGAAUCAAUUAAUACCAUUGAUGAUAUUUAUCGCUACGACAAAAAAGAGCAACAAGACAUCCUCACUGCAAAACCUUGGGAGAAAGAUCCUCACUUUUUUAAAGAUAUCAGGAUAUCUGCAUUAGCUUUAUUAAAAAUGGUUAUGCAUGCUCGUUCUGGUGGAACUUUAGAAGUAAUGGGUCUUCUGCUUGGUAAAGUUACUGCAAAUACAAUGCUGGUCAUGGACUCUUUUGCACUACCAGUGGAAGGAACUGAAACUCGUGUGAAUGCACAAGCUCAAGCUUAUGAAUAUAUGACUGCUUACAUUGAUGCUGCGAAACAAGUUGGGAGGCAAGAAAAUGCUAUUGGCUGGUAUCAUAGUCAUCCAGGAUAUGGGUGUUGGUUGUCUGGAAUAGAUGUGUCUACCCAAAUGUUGAAUCAAAAUUUUCAAGAACCGUUUGUUGCAAUUGUAAUUGAUCCUGUAAGAACUAUUUCAGCUGGAAAAGUUUGCUUAGGAGCUUUCAGAACAUAUCCAAAGGGUUAUAAACCAGCUAAUGAAGAACCUUCAGAAUAUCAAACAAUACCGUUGAAUAAAAUUGAAGAUUUUGGAGUUCAUUGUAAACAAUACUAUUCACUUGAAGUUACAUAUUUUAAAUCGUCAUUAGAUAGAAGGCUUCUUGAUUCAUUGUGGAAUAAGUAUUGGGUGAACACCCUAAGUUCCUCAAGUUUGUUAACAAAUACAGACUAUACAACUGGUCAAAUAUUUGAUUUAUCUGAUAAACUGGAACAAUCAGAGCAAGCUUUGUGUAGAGGUUUUGUUUUGGAAGGACCUUCACUAGAAACAGCUCAGGAUCGGGCAAAUGUUAAUAAGCUUGGGAAAGCUACAAAAGAUAGCAGUAAAACUACAAUAGAAGUUAUUCAUGGUUUGAUGGCACAAAUUAUUAAAGAUAGGCUUUUCAAUCAGGUUGGAUUAAGAAGCAUUAAGGAAGCUUCUACUGACAACUCAUAAUGUAACUUUAAAUUUUGUUAAGAAAUAAUAUGUAAGAUAAGAAAUAGAAUUAAAUAUAAUGCAACAUUUAAUGUGUAACUUUAGUAAUAAAAAAUUGUUCCAAUAAGAGAUUUUGAACGAUUUGCAUCUGUAUUAUUUUUUAUUCUCAAAAAACAAGUAUUUCAAUGGAAUAAAAAUACAUUUCAUCUUCA